AUGAGCGAGCAGCACAGCGGACAGUACCAGGGGGAACCCCACGCAGGGGUGUAUCGCAUGGCCAAAGGGAAUGUCGCCGAAGCGAGGCACUCCAAAAUGAACAACAAGAGGAAAAACUACAACCCGAAUAAUAAUGCCGAUGGGGCAGGCCCUCGGCAUGAUAAUCCCCCAAUGGAGGGUCAUCCGUCCAUCGGUUACGAGAGUAAAAAAAUGAGGACACUUCCAUACGGUGUGUCCGACAGGACAGCGAACAGUGGCGGCAACAGGGGGGCCUUAUAUGGCGGAGAGAGCUCUGGUGUUAAGCACUUAACGGAAGAGACAUACCCGCCCAACUACACCCUCUACUCGAGUCAGGCAAAUAUCAUGACACACCCUAAUCGAAAUGCCCCCAUGAAAAAUAACUCAGUUAACAAAUGGCCCAAUGCCAACCCAAGUAGUGACUUGGGUCCUCAUAAAAUGUAUGUUAACAAUGAAAAAAAAAAGGACAACUAUAAGAGUAAAAAUUUUAUGAAUAAUCAAAACUUAAAUUUGUACAAGUACUCCAACAGUUGGAAGAACGUCAGGAGGAUGGGGGGUGGUGGACAAAAUGUGUCUUCUCGAGAAAAGGGAAAUCAACAAAAAAUGAAAAGUGGCGACGAGGCGGGGGGUGCCUUUGGGUAUGGCAGUGGCGAGCAGGUCGGUUCGGUAAGCGGCCUGAGUAGCGGCCUGAUUAGCGGUCCGAUUGGCGACCCGAUCAGCAAUCCGAUUGGUAACCCCAAUGACAACCCCCAUGUAAACAUCCCUAGCUGUAGUGCCGUCCCGAUGAUGGGGACAACCCGCGGCAACAACCUGAGUUACAAAAGAAUGAACAGCUUGUCAUUUUCCAGACGAACCAACUUUCAAAAGGUAGUACCGGCACAAAAAUAUACCAAUAAAGUUUACCCUAAUAAGGCUCUGUCUAACUUGAGUGACAGAGGUAACAAGGAGGAAGUGGAUAAUAACGUAAAUGUUAAAGGGGCAGGGAAACAAAAUUUUGUGUUAGGAAAAAAUCGAAUGAUCUUUCAGAACAAGAAGUGGUUUGAUAGCAACAACACGAAUGAUAAAGGUACCGCUGCGGGGUUGGGUGUCCACAAGGGAGAGUCGUCCUCCAGUGGUAGGGUGGACGAUGAUGUGGUGGGAGGUUCCCCAGAGCAGUGGGACAACAACGUCAAUGGGGGCAAUAAGGACAAUGGGGGCAACGAGGGAACUGCCCUCCCCCAGGAGAAUGCACACAUUUUAGAAACGCUCUCGAAGUAUCUGAAUUCGGUAGGCAACAAAGGGACGGCGGACCACAACUCAAUAUACAAAGCGUUGACGCAAAAUAAAAGUAAAGAGUCCUUGAUGAACUUACUCGAUAAUAUAAAGCUUUUGGAGGAGGAGGCGUCCAAAGGGAUGCCGCCACCGGGAGGGACAGCCACUGGACAAAGUUUAGUUGGCGGUCUGUACAAGGCGGAGAGCAGGAUGAUGGAUGAAAGUAAGAACAGAGUGAAAUUUAUAAGUAGCUCGUUUAAUGAGUUAUCAUCGAGCAUGUUAUCGAAUGUGGUGAGGGGUGAAAUGAGUGCCAGUGGGGAGAGUGUGUCUUCUGUGUUGAGCAAUGCUAGAGGUAUUCACGACGUGGGUGCUCACAAUAAAGUUAGCCACCCACGCUAUGACAAUAUUGGAGGUCACAAAAUGGACACAUCAAAUUUUUCCUGCGCAGAGCCGUUGCAAAUGGAUCUCCAGAACGACUUUGCUCCUCGGGGGGAGUCCAGUCUGAGUAAGGUGGGUAAGGCAGCCCCGGGGUUGUACGGAAUUGGGGACAGGGGGAGACACGCGAUAGACGCAGCAGAUGUAGCAGAAGGGGCAGAAGCGGCAGACGCAGAGAAGGCCGAUGGCUGCGCUUCCUCCGUGGCUAUCUUCAGGCAACUUGGGAAGGACCACACAACGUGGGACAAGUGGAAGCAUGCAGUGGCCAAGUGCAACCAUCAGAAGACACAGACCACAUUCGACAAAGUAGAAGAGAGCAUGAACAGUAAUAUAAAAAUAACGGAAAUUUUUAAAUCCAGUCUAUUCUGUAGUGAAAGCAAACACAUAUACAAAAACGCGCUGUAUAUAAAUUACAAAGAAAUAUGGAUGCACAGUGGAAAAUUUCUUCAGUUGGAGAAUAUCUUCCACUUUGGAAAAGCCAAGGAGAAGAAGAAAGAAACGAACAUUAUCGAAUAUGCGAUGAACUGUUCAAUUCCGUUUAGCAGUUUUUUAUUUUUUUUUAAUAAUUUUUACGAAAUCACAGAAUAUUAUCAAUACAAAAUUUGCUUUUUCCUUAUUUACAAAAUUAUUAUUAUGCAUGAGGAUGAUGAAGAGUAUGGACGGUACUACAAUUUGGUCAUUAAGAUCCUUAAUGAGAAUACUUUAAUUUUUUUUCUCCUUGUGUUGAUUAACCUGAUGGAAAAGUACUCCCUCAAGAUGGUUUAUUUUGUGAAUUUCAUUGAGAGGUUACUUCCUGUGGUAACGAAGGGACCCCGUGUGUCUGCAGGAGCCAGCGGCAUGGCAGCAUCUUCCCCAAGCACUAACCCUAAUGGGACAGACAAAAGGAUUUUCUUCAACAUGCUUUUUUUUAAAUUAUUCAGGUUAAUAUUUUAUCGAAUCGAAUUAUUUUCCACACAGAAGAAGCACCUACUGAUGCUAUUUUUAAGGUACAUAAAGAACUUCUUACUGAACAUUUGCUCCUCUAUUUUGAUCACACAGUACCUUUUUAUAAAAUGUGUAGAUCUCAUGAACAAGUACAACAACCAGCAGUACAUUUUGAUCAAAACGACUUCCAUGGAAAUAUUUUUGCAACUGUGGAACAAUGAUUUAUUAAAACUCUACAUUUUGAAGAUUGGAAAUGCCCUGGUUCGCUUCCUCAUUUUUAUGAGCAAUGUAGAGUAUGUGAAUAAAAAUAUUUUCCCUUUCAUUUUGACCCCCAUUGAGAAUGGUAAUCAGGUGGAGAUGAGGGAUGCCAUUGAGGGGAUGUUAUACAGGAGUAGAUAUUACACACAGGGGAGGAAGAGGUGGAAGCAUUAUUAUAAAAAGUUUGAAAGGACAAAUAAGUGUUCCCUUUUGGUUAGGAGUUAUGGUGUUGAUGAUAUUCAAGAGGUUGUUCUGUUGCCCUCCCACCAGAAGGACGAGCAGCAGGAGCAAGAUCAGAAGGAAGAGGAACAAAACUCCGUAGUGGAGGUUCCUCCUGGGGGUACCCUUCGCACUGAUCAAUAUGGAAACGUACGGACGGAUCUCCGACACGAUACGCUCCUCGAGCACAUCAUGCAAGUACGUAAAAGUUACAACUACUACAAAAUUUUGCUCCCCCCUGAUGAGAAGAGCUGCCUGAAAUUCAUCCUUCAACUCAAAAACCGAAACAACAACUUCCACUUUGACCUCUUCUACAAUUUAUUUAUCGAGUCUAAUUUGGCCAAUUUGAUUCACGAAAAUAAGGUGAUAUAUUAUGUGGAGUUUAUAAUGAGUAGGGGCACCAAUGUGAAGGGGGAUGAACAGGGGGAAGAGAAUUUCAUGAAAGGAUGUAUGAGCGUACGUGGCCUGCACGGUUUAGUAUGCGCAGGGGAGGAAGGGGAUGUCCCCAUUUCAAGCAGCAUUUAUUCCCAUGUGGACGAUGUUUUUCAUUCAGUUUUGCGUCCCGACCAGCAGAGUGGUUGCGUUAAAGAGGAUGACGAGGACAAGGAGGAAGAGGACCAACCAGCUCGCCUCAAGGAACAACUCUUAUUCGACCUGCAUGCGAUAAUUCAACGAAGAAACUGCGUAAUGUCCAAAAUAUACGGCGCGCACAUUAGGCUGAGUUUUUUUUUUUGCGUCUUCUUCUACAAGAGUUACGACAUUUAUAGGAUCCUCUCUAGCGCACUUGGAACACAUGCCAGGAAGUUUAAAAAUUUUAAAAAGGAGAAUCAGAAGGCGAUUAAAUUUAUGAACAUUAAUAACAUUACGCACAUUUUGACGGUCACCUUUUUGCUCAAGUUUUUGGCCCACUUGGGGAGGUCAUCACCUCAGGGAGGAGCUCUCCAUUUGGCCGCUACACACGGGAGAGAUGUGCCCCGUUUGACACCAGAAGAGGAAGACUUCCUCUCAUGCUACCGCCUCCUGGAGCACGGCCUUGGCAAAGACAUCAGCACGGCCAGUACGUUCCUGAACUACCUGAACAACGUCAUCCUUUAUCUGCACGAAAGGAAAAGAGAGAACUUGGUGUUGAGCAUGAUCAUAACACUUACUAUAUACAACUUCUUAACUCUAAUUGGGAAGAAGCAGAAUAGAAUUGAACAUUUGGAGACCCUCAGCUUAAGUGAAAUUUGUAAUGAAAUACAUAAUAACUGCCUCAUAGGGUUGCUAUUGAAAGAAAAUAAUUAUUUCAUUGACAGCGAGACCAAGUUCACAGAGGUGGAGGACAUCUACUCCGUCGAGCUGAAUAACCACAUGAAGUUUAUCCCGACAGACAUUAACAAGGAGAUCUUCCAGCUGGUCCAUUUUAAGAAAUACGUUUUCCAGAAGGGGGCAUACAAAAAAAUUGACAUUAUAAAAAUAGGCAGGAGAAAUCCUGUGAACAAUUUAUACACCUCGGAGAUCCUGAACUACAUUUACUAUAACACGCUGUAUCUGCUUAUCCAUUUUGUUAUGAACAUUCGUUUUUAUGAAGCAAUCUUUAGGAGGACGUACAAGGUGAGCGGUGGUAUGAUUAACCAGGUUGACGGUGAGGGUGUGUGCAGCUUUGUGCGAACUGGGGGAACGUUCAGGUGGGAAGGGGAGGUGGAGGAAGCCCAACCAAAUGGGCAACACCCUUCCCUCACCAUAAUCCUGAAAAAGCAAAAUGGGGAUACUUACUGGAGGAAAAAAAGGUACAUUGUAAAAUUUUACAGAAAGGCCAAAAAAAGAAUUGUCAAAAAUUUGAAGACCUACUUGGUUUCCAGCAAUGUGAAUAAAUUUAUGCGCAGCUUGGAGGAGGACAAGUUUUUCUUGAACCUUUUUUUUGAGUUUGAUAAUUCCCCCCUGUUUCUUCACUCGAUUUUGCUCCAGGGUGGUGAGCAUACUGAUGGAGGAGCAAAUGAGGCAAAUUCAAAUACAAUUCCUAGUGUAAAUACUGAUGCGAAUGAGAGUGGCCGUUUGAAGGCGAUGGGAAUGCCGGGGUCUCUGCUUUGCCGCCAUGUAAACAUCCUUAAGGGGGUACACAAUUUUUGCCUUUUCGUUGAGGAUAUAAACAAGCUCAUUAGCUUUGUCACCCAUCGAGGCAAGGGCAGGUGCGACAUGGUGAAAUGCACUUUUGCGAAUUUCCCCCUUGUGCCCGUUGAAGACAAUUUCAGCGUUCAGUUUCGCUUCUACACCAUUGUGUGGAGCGCUUGGGUUGAGCGUGACAGCGAGGACUCCCCAGUUGGAGUGUCCACGGGUGAACUGUGCGCCCCCUUCACCUAUGGCGAACAAAAUGAGUGUGCUUUUCAUUUCAACGAAUUGAUAGAUCGCGUGGUGAGUACAAUUGUGGACGCGAAUUACGCGAAGGAGAAAAUCGUGUGGUGGUCUGAAUUUUUUUACAGCCUGGGGAACUUUGGCGUGGUGAACUUCCAUUUACUUUUUUACUUGUGCUCCCUGGUGAGGGGCUUGGUCUGGGGGGGCGCAGAGGUGGGGCACUACACACACCUCGAUGUGAACAGAAGGGACCACUUCCCCGCCCGCUUCUCGCAUGCCCUGCGAAGGAAGAUCCAAAUUUGCGAACAGAUAUAUGUGCUGUACCUAUUCAGGAUAGGCCUCCUCCUGAACGUGAGUCUUUACGAAGCCUUCGAUUUGCUAACUUCCUUAAUCAGUGCUGUUUUUAACUUUGAUUUUUUCCAAUUUUACUUGAAGAAAAAGAAGUAUCAUGUAGAGCAGGGCACUCGGGAGGAAGUCCAAUCAUUUGUUAACAGUGUGAAAGAAGAAGCGAAGAAUAUUCUGACCAACUACGAUGUUAAUGUUUUUGUAGAAAGCAUUAUCCAUAUUAGCGAUUGUGUGUUUUUUUUGAAAAGCGUAAAAAUUUUAAUUCUUAAGAGCUACUGUUUUGUUAAUGUUCUGUUGCACGUGCUGUCCUUGAGGAAAGUUAUUAUUGAUAUGAGCAACGUGGAAUGUGUUGACCUUCUCGAAGGGGAAACGGACAUUGGGGAGGAUACAUUUCCAAGUGCUUCGAACAGUGAGGAACGCGAGAAGGAUUCUCUUCCUGAUUGGAGGAACUACGACUCGGCGGAAGAAUCGGAGAAGUUUAGCUCGUCGGACAGUAGUGAAGGUCAUAAGGUGGAGGACAAUUUGGAGGGUUAUGGAAGCUUCUGCAGGGGAAGGCAUCUGGAAAAGUCUGCCGAUGAGGCGCUUAACAACCGGAUGAAAAAUCCCAAAGGGGACCACGGAAAGAACGGGGGAGGAAGAAAUGGAGAGAAGAAGAAAAUAUGGAUUUUACACAUCUUCAAAUAUUUUGAUUGCCACUCAUUUCUGUGCUUUGGAAAGGACAAAACGGAAGAGGAGCAUUUUUACGAAAAAAAAAAAAAUUUCAGAAAUUUCUUUUUCCCCUCAAAUUUUAAAAAAUGGAAAAAAAAAAAAAAAAGUGAUCAAGAUUUGUGCAAAUUAGUGUAUACGUUAAAGAAGCGGUUAAUCCAAAACGGAAAUUUUUUAAGCAUGUAUAAGCAGGCCUUCUACGUAAAAUGGACCUGUCUUCGUAUUUUUAUUUUGCAAAAGUACCGGUUAAAAAUGUUUAACAGCGUUGAGGCCUUUCAGUACAUAUACGAAAGAAUGAACUCCGUGGCGAGAACAGAAAAUUUGUUUUUUAAAAUUCCAGCGGAUAUGAAUUGGGGUGCGUCCUUCGAAGGCUGCGCAGACAUUAGGCACCCCUUCCUCAUCUGUCUUUGCCACAUCAGCCGCCAGGUGGGGGCUCUGUUGAGGCACCACCGUAAGAUGAGCGAUCAGCUUGAUGAGACAGAGCAGCCUGCCAUUCGUGACUCCCCAGAAGCAUUACCCAACGAAGAAGAAGCUAAGCGACAACAUCAAGGGGAAGCACUAUAUAACGAGGUUAACAUUUAUUUAAACAAUUUCAUUUUUUCCUUUUAUCCAUAUCUUAUCAAGUGCCGUUUUUCCUAUGACGUAUUUUUGAGGCUCCUCAGAAUUUACCUGAACAUGUAUUUGAUAAUGAAAGAGAGAAAUGCCCGUUCUGUGCGCUCUCCCAUUUAUCUCCUUCUGAUGAUUUUUGUGCACCACACACAUGUGUGCAAAUACUUGAUGUUUUCCUACUUGACGAGGGUUAAGGAGUAUUUGCGUUCUCCUGAACAAUCGGAGGAGGAUUUACACGAAAACUCGCUGCCGCGUGAGGCGUUGCAGGUUUACUUCAGAGAAAGUGUGGAAUUUUUUCUGCAGAAUUGCACCCAGGAACACCUCCAAUUUGACUACGUAGAAAUCAGCUGCGACGGAAACGCGCUUUCGCUGUUUUAUCACAUGUUAGUUGGGAACUUUGCGUAG
Molecule: messenger RNA, 7500 nt
Organism: Plasmodium fragile
Lineage: Eukaryota; Apicomplexa; Aconoidasida; Haemosporida; Plasmodiidae
Exons: 2
Coding region: 1-7500 (2499 amino acids)
Source: RefSeq, a predicted model, not a curated record